Messenger RNA from Truncatella angustata, 1344 nucleotides. RefSeq names its product trichothecene biosynthesis acetyltransferase. The record is from RefSeq and is a predicted model, not a curated record. Lineage: Eukaryota; Fungi; Ascomycota; Sordariomycetes; Amphisphaeriales; Sporocadaceae. The transcript is spliced from 2 exons. Bases 1 to 1344 code for a protein of 447 amino acids.
AUGACCAAAGCACGUUUUGAAGAUGUCGUUGGUCAAUUCCCACAGCUCAAAUCUUACAAUCAUGGAUUUGAUGUUGUGACAGCACUCGAAGCUGCGAUUACAGACAUUGUUGCCAAUAUUCCAUGGCUGGGUGAACAGGUUGUCCAUGAAUGUGGUAUCAAUGGAAGUUCAGGCAUCAUCAGGACUGCGCCAUGGCCGACAGACCUCGAUGUAGCAAACAGAAUCCUUUACGUCAAGGAUCAUACAGAAGUGUGCCCCUCAUACGACGAGCUUCUAGAAAAUUCAGGCCCUGUCUCUAUGCUCGAUGGCAGUCUACUUUGUCCACUCCCGGGGUUUCCGUUGAGCUACGAUGUAGCUAAGAUUGGCGGCGCCGCGCCUGUCGUGGCAGUCCAGGCGAGCUUCAUCAGAGGUGGUGUCAUAAUCAAUUUCUCAAAUCAGCACAACGUGAUGGAUGCAAGUGGUAUGUUCGUUUUUAUCAUGCUUCUCGCCAUCGCAAUGCAGGGGAAAAGUCUACCACAAGCAUACAUCGAUCAGGCGAACUCAGAUCGCACGAAAGUCAUUCCUCUACUCGAACCUGGGGAGCCUUUACGUGAUCACAGCCAUCUCUUGAAGCAAGUUGACCUCCCGCCAUCUGUUAAAGCGCCACCAAUCCCAUCGGAAUGGGCAUUUUUCCGCUUAAGACAGGACGGCAUACCUCAAAUCAAGGCAGCUGCUUCGAACAAGGACGAAUUCGAGGCCCCGGUGACAUAUAUAUCAACAAACGACGCAUUAUGCGCUUUUUAUUGGAAGCGGCUGGCCACUGUGCGUCUUAAGAAUGGCAGCGUAAAUCCAUCGGCCUCGUCCAAGUUUUCGCGCGCAAUCGAUGCUCGCGCUGCUGUUGGGGCGCCGCCUGCCUACAUGGGCCAGCUGGUAUACCACGCUGCGACUCGCGCCACUUACCAGGAGCUUGGAUCGGCGGAAUUGACACUUUCAAGACUCGCAUCUCGUAUGCGAAUCGAUCUGGAUGCUUCAAAUAAUGAGUGGGCGGUCCGAAGCUACGCCACUUUUCUUGCUGGCGUGUCCGACAAGUCGCAGCUCGUCUAUGCUGGCGGCCUAAACCCUACUCUAGAUGUCGGCGGCUCUUCUAUGGCGCAGACCACGACCGGCGCCCUUAAAUUUGGCGUCCUGGGCACACCCUCUCUUCUUAGGCGCCCUAAUCUCUUUCCGGUUCCCGGACUUAUGUAUGUGUACCCGCCAGAGCUUGACACAGGUGAUCUACCCAUAUUGGUCUGCCUGAACGAGCAGGAUAUGGAAGGGCUGAGGACAGAUGCUGAGUGGAGUGCCUACGCCGAGUUCAUAGGAUAG